Helianthus annuus (common sunflower) is the source of this 948-nucleotide messenger RNA. RefSeq lists its product as uncharacterized. The record is from RefSeq and is a predicted model, not a curated record. The coding region runs from base 201 to 851 and encodes 216 amino acids. NCBI's taxonomy places the organism in Eukaryota, Viridiplantae, Streptophyta, Magnoliopsida, Asterales, Asteraceae. The transcript is spliced from 5 exons.
AAAAAAGGUUUCACAAAAUCGUCUUCUUGUUCAUCACUUCCAAUUUCUCGGUUAAAAAACUGAAAAACAUUUUCAAUUUCUACCAGACAGACAGGAUCAAUCUCCAUUGAUUUCUUCCAAAUCAUCAGCAGAGAGUAAGCAACAAACAUACAAAUUGCAUAUGUUGCUGCUGGUGACAUCAUCAUUUAGUUAGUUAAUGUAUGAUGCUUCUGGGAAGGGUUGGUAGGCGAAUAGGGAUAGUAACAUCUGCAAGAUUCAGAAGCAAAUGUUUAUCCACAAACAACAGUAAACAUAUUAUUGAAUCAAACAAGAAUGGAGAGAGUUCUAAUAGUUUAACUCAUCAUGACUCGUAUCGAGACCUCGAUAAGCUUGAUUUCAUGACUGCUGCCAAGAUUCUCUUCAUCACUCCUCCGAAAAAGAAGAAAUUCGGGCUUGAUUUUCAUCUGGUUCAGCUCUUCUUUGUUUGCUUGCCUUCACUCGAUGUCUAUUUAGUUGCUCAAUAUGCUCGUCACGAAAUGAAGAAAAUGGAUGCAGAACUAGAAAAGAGACGAAUUGAAGAGUCCAAGAAGAUAAAGGCAACCGAAGAAGAAGUACUAAAAUCUAAUCCACAAUUAUUGGAGGUAAAAGAGAGAUUAGACAGCUUGGAAAAAACCGUCAAUGAGAUUGUAACGGAAUCCAAAAACCAAAGAAAUAUGAAAGUUUCAGAGCAAAAAGAAGAUGACAUAAAACAGCAUGUAAGCAGCACUGCUGCUGAACAGAGCCCGAACAAACAAGCUUCCGACAAACAAGAAAGACAACGGGACGAGAGUCAGACGGCUACACAUCGCGGAUCAACCAGUGCUGAGAAGUAAACCGCAAAUGGGUUCAGGUACGGGCCAGACAUUUUGAAGAAAAUUUUCGAUUAAACUGAUAGAGAAUGUAACAAUUGAGCAAUGAACUAGCUAUUUG